UUGAUAUUCCGAGGGUUGUGCCUUUUGAACAGUUUUGGGCAGUUGGGAGGCCCAUUAAGGUGCUGAAGACACAAGGCCCGGUCCAAGAUGUGACGUGGCACGCGGAGAUCGAGGAUUCUGCCUAUAAGUAGGAGAGAGGGGAGAGAUUUUUGUCACUUUUACAAUUCUCUCUCUCUCUCUAAAUUUGAGUUUUCUGCUCUCUCUCUCUCUCUACUUUAGAGCAUUUUCUCUCUCUAAGUCCGAGCCCCAUCUUCUUCGUCCGACCAGAAGCCUCCCUAGCCUUUCUCAAAGAGACCGACUCAGAGAUGGCCGAACGAUUGACCUCCGCUGCACUGAAGGCGGCUCGGAUUAGGGCCGAGAUGAAGGCCAACAAGAUUAACAAGCCUUCUAAGCCAAAAGAUCCUUCCAACCCUAAACCGAGGAAGCGCAAGGAGCGCACUGAAGAGAGGGUGGAAAUGACGGAAAAGGCUUUGGCGAAGGCCCGAGCCGAGCAGGAGGCUUCCGCAAAGAAGGCUAGAAAGGAGCCUUCUGUCGAGGUGAAUAGUCCUCGACCCGAUUCCGGAGGUGGGGAGACCCAUGUCUCGGUCCAUCCCUCAGAUUUCGAGCCUGUUCGGAGUCCGGGGUACGAACCGGGGGCCUCUCACCCUUCUCCGGCCGAGCGCUCUUUGUCCGAGGCGCCGGUCCCGUUUACCCAAAUGUCCAAGACGGACAAGAAGAAGAGGAUCUCCGACGCACUGGAGAUCCUAUGUACUCAAACUGACCGAGACCACAUCAAUGAGGUCAACCGAGGAAUGAGUCGAGUGAGCUCUUCCGCUCUUGGAUGGACGUAAGUGAAUUUUUCUCCGCCCUUUUACUUGCUUUUAUUGGCCAACUUCUAACUGUUGUUUAUUGUUCCUGCAGUUUUCCAUCCGAAUGACUAAA
Molecule: messenger RNA, 921 nt
Organism: Beta vulgaris subsp. vulgaris (sugar beet)
Lineage: Eukaryota; Viridiplantae; Streptophyta; Magnoliopsida; Caryophyllales; Amaranthaceae
Exons: 3
Coding region: 306-830 (174 amino acids)
Source: RefSeq, a predicted model, not a curated record